Molecule: messenger RNA, 1399 nt
Organism: Tricharina praecox
Lineage: Eukaryota; Fungi; Ascomycota; Pezizomycetes; Pezizales; Pyronemataceae
Exons: 5
Coding region: 264-1238 (324 amino acids)
Source: RefSeq, a predicted model, not a curated record
GUUACAACAUAGAGCUCUGGUCGUCCGUUCACGAUCACCAUACAAUCGCAAGUAACUGACUGCGCGCGCCAAUGGCGGGGUACUUUCUAUACAGAUCCCUGACUAUGACCGCGUCGAACAUGACAGACGAUGCCCAACACGACCCCCGAGCGGAACGGUGGCAUAGCAUUGCAUAGACAUAUCACGACUAUGACCCGAGCGGCCUUGUCUCUCUCCGUCCACUCCCAACACCCACCGCACCACCAACACUCCCACAACCCACCAUGUCGUCCUUCACCCUGCCGUCGCCGCUUUCGUCCAAUAAAAUGACCUGGGUAGUCGCCGGUCUCGGCACCCUCAUAGCUGUGUACACGACGUACUGGCAACUCGACAACUUCAAGAAGCGCACCAUCAUCAAGCCUUCGGGCGCGCGAAGCGUGGGCGUCGAGCAGUCCACGGAAGAUGCUAUUCGUCUCUCGACACUUGCGGUCCUCGCCCGCGGCGUUAAUCCUGAGCUUCGCACCGCCGCCCUCAAGAUCCUCUGCGAGCGCGCGCUCAAAGACGAAGCCUUCGCCGUAGUCCUCGAAAAAGUCGAAGCGGACGAUCUCGCGCGCAACUUCGUCGGGCUGCGGGUGCUCGCGCUGCUCGUACAAAACGCGACCCCGCGCCAUCUUGUGCGACCGCGGGUGUUCAAAGCGCUGCUCGACAUCCUGCGACGGGCGUCUCAGCCCUGCGAUCCGCCGCACGCAUACGCGAUGCGGUGCCAGCGGGAAGCGAUCUCGCUUUUGAGCCGGCUCAUCUCGCUCGGCGACAUAGCGCACAAGUUCGCGAUCGAGGCUGGGCUGCUCGACUGGAUCAAGGAGUCGCGCGUCGCGGGCUACGAUACACUGUUUGCCGCGGUGUUCGAUAUGAACAGGAAUGAGCCGAUCGAUCAGAAUUUGUAUGAGCUCCUGAAUGCAUUGCGUGGACGGGGAAAUCUGGGGAGGGAUAGUCUCGUCGAGCUCGGGCUGCUGAGGAAUGGCAGGGGAACUACACCGUCGACGGGCAGGCCGUAUGAGCUUAGCGAUGAGGAUUGGGUCGAGGUUGCGGUGGGCGGCGAGGGUGCGGGGGGCGCGGGGGGCGCGGAGGAGCCAAGGGAGACGCCGGAAGCAGAGAAUCAGGAGGUGCAGUCGCAGGAGGUCGUCGUGGUGGUCCCCGUUCCUGGCCCGACGAUGGAGGAGGAUCCCAUCGAUGUUUUGGUUGUCACCAUGUGGGGUUAAGACAAUGUUGGGAGUCAUAAUGGGAGGGUUGUAGCUGAUUAACGAGCGGUAUACAUGGAUCCUGAGAGAUCUUGCUUUUAUUACAUAUCAAAGGGGGCGGAUGAGAGAGAACAUCACUUUGUUGUCGCAAUAAAGGGGACGGAAACGUUCGUUACAACAGG